Penicillium samsonianum is the source of this 1905-nucleotide messenger RNA. RefSeq lists its product as uncharacterized. Bases 1 to 1704 code for a protein of 567 amino acids. The transcript has 4 exons. The record is from RefSeq and is a predicted model, not a curated record. NCBI's taxonomy places the organism in Eukaryota, Fungi, Ascomycota, Eurotiomycetes, Eurotiales, Aspergillaceae.
AUGUCGAUCACAUCCCUGCCAGUUGAAGUUAUGUCGACGGUCUGUAGCUUUCUACAGCUCUUUGAAUGGCGAGCGCUUAGAUUGUCAUGUCGCGCACUUCACAGAAUAUCCCUCGAAGGAUUUUCCAUUCAAUAUCUUAAGAGCAUUUGCUUCAUUGCGACAAGCGAUAGCCUUAGAGAACUAGAAGCACUCGCCGAAACAGAUGGUAUUCGGGAACGAGUUCAAGAGUUGUGGAUGAUUCCAUCCAUGUUUGAUGGCUCCCAUGCAGAAAGUGAAGUUCUAUUUCCGAAUUUGCCGUGUCAUCGAGGAGUUGUCGCCCGUCUUCUAGAAUCGGAGGCCUUUAGCACUCGGCUACGCAAAUGCUUGGAAAGGUUCGACAACCUUGACACGGUUGGACUUGCACAUUACACGACGAGCUUUUUGCUCGACCCGCGACAAGAAAAAGUCCGAUUCCUUGGCUGGCGCCGCCUAAUUAAUCAAAUCGACUUCCGAUUCGGGAUGGAACCAAUCGGAAAAUCAGGAAGUUACAGAUAUGUAAUCCUGAUUACUGUGGUAACAUUGCCCCCCGAAAUCCUCCUCACAGAAGAGCAAUACAGCUCUGUUCAAUCCGUUCUGGGUGAUUUAGAGGACCUCCACGUUUGCAUAGCUUUCAGAACCACAAAGCCAGCUUAUAUCAUGAGUGCAACGACCUUGAUCACUCUGCUUAUCCAUGUUGCUCCCCGCCUAGAAAGACUUGCUCUCUCGCAAGACUAUUCCCUUGGAGAGCUUUCUAGCGAGAUCGAAUUCAAUCGGCUCAAAGAGCUCCAUCUCCAUAAGACUUGCAUCAACUCUAAGCAUUUGAAAUCAUUGCUCCUCAAAGCCAAGGAAACCCUCGCUAUUUUCACGAUUUUUGAGGUGAUCAUGGAGGAUACCUCACCAUCAUUGUUGCCGGAUUAUCCAUCAAUUUGGUAUUCUAUGACUCCAGCCUGGCUUCAUCCUCCAGUCCCUAUUUCUACAAUCACAGAUAUCUAUGAUCCAAUCUUAACAACCCACACUCCGACUCCAAGAGCCUACACUCCAACUCCAACAGGCUACAUCCCGACCUCAGUAUUCUACAAUCCAACCUCAACAGACUACACUCCAACCUCAACAGACUACGCUCCAACCUCAACAGACUACGCUCCAACCUCAACAGACUACGCUCCAACCUCAACAGACUACGCUCCAACCUCAACAGACUACGCUCCAACCUCAACAGACUACGCUCCAACCUCAACUCCGUAUCAUACUCAACCAGCCGGACAACUACCACCCGGACAAACUUACAUCCCUUCAACCCCCUACAUACCCUCCGUGGAUCAUGAGGAUGUUCUUUGGAAGUCGGUUUGGAAUUUCUUUGGAGAAAAUCUAUCGCUACAGAGAUUCUCCAUGGCAAAAAUUGCGGACCGCAGCCGUGAGAUCUCUAUUCAAAGCACAGAUGACUCGAUUGAACCUAGCGACAAGGCUGUUUUUGAUGCUGAAACUGCUGGAAUUUCGUUUCGUCAAUGGAUCAGCCAAUUAACCCCUAUGCAUUUACUGGAUUCACCUAGUAUUCAAAGGUGGCCGUACGACGAUCACAAGACAUGGUUCAACGAAAUGAUACCCGCAAACAGCAGCUCACAGAGUUCCGCCGUAUGUGACUGCGAGAGUGUAUCUAGGGGCUGCUGCUUUGGAUAUGACCGAUAGGGGUUGGAACUGUGAGCAGGCAAGAUGAGAUGUGGCAAAAGACUGGACAAUAUCAGCUGCUCUACAUGUCCCAAAUUUGAUGGGUUGUGAUUCUGUGCUAGAAACAAUACCCAGCGGUUCAGGUUGAUCUUUAUGUUUUCUGAAAUGCGUGUAAUUAAAUCACAAAAACUGGCCCUAGCUUCGCAUCGUGUCCGUAUCAGA